Vicugna pacos (alpaca) is the source of this 10270-nucleotide messenger RNA. Lineage: Eukaryota; Metazoa; Chordata; Mammalia; Artiodactyla; Camelidae. The record is from RefSeq and is a predicted model, not a curated record.
GGUUUGGCUUCCAUCAGUCCGUCCGGCCUUCUCUUUGGAAGAUGAUGCUGAAUAUUGACGUCUCGGCAACAGCGUUUUACAAGGCACAACCGGUGAUUGAGUUUGUUUGUGAAGUUUUGGAUUUUAAAAGUAUUGAAGAACAACAAAAACCUCUGACAGAUUCCCAAAGGGUAAAGUUUACCAAAGAAAUCAAAGGUCUCAAGGUGGAGAUAACGCACUGCGGGCAGAUGAAGAGGAAGUACCGCGUCUGCAACGUGACCCGGAGGCCUGCCAGCCACCAAACGUUCCCGCUGCAGCAGGAGAGCGGGCAGACGGUGGAGUGCACAGUGGCCCAGUACUUCAAGGACAGGCACAAGCUGGUCCUGCGCUACCCCCACCUCCCAUGUUUACAAGUCGGGCAGGAGCAGAAACACACCUACCUUCCCCUAGAGGUCUGUAAUAUCGUGGCGGGACAGAGAUGUAUUAAAAAGCUGACGGACAAUCAGACCUCAACCAUGAUCAGAGCGACUGCCAGGUCAGCCCCCGAUCGGCAGGAGGAGAUUAGCAAAUUGAUGAGAAGUGCCAGUUUUAAUACAGACCCGUAUGUUCGUGAAUUUGGAAUCAUGGUCAAAGACGAGAUGACAGAUGUGACCGGGCGGGUCCUCCAGCCGCCCUCCAUCCUCUACGGGGGCAGGAACAAAGCGAUUGCCACACCGGUCCAGGGCGUCUGGGACAUGAGGAACAAGCAGUUCCACACGGGCAUCGAGAUCAAGGUGUGGGCCAUUGCAUGCUUCGCCCCCCAGCGCCAGUGCACGGAGGUCCACUUGAAGUCCUUCACAGAGCAGCUCAGAAAGAUCUCGAGGGACGCGGGCAUGCCCAUCCAGGGCCAGCCGUGCUUCUGUAAAUACGCCCAGGGGGCCGAUAGCGUGGAGCCCAUGUUCCGGCACCUGAAGAACACGUACGCCGGCCUGCAGCUGGUGGUGGUCAUCCUGCCUGGCAAGACGCCCGUCUACGCCGAGGUCAAGCGUGUGGGAGACACAGUGCUGGGGAUGGCCACGCAGUGUGUGCAGAUGAAGAAUGUGCAGAGGACCACACCACAGACCCUGUCCAACCUCUGCUUGAAGAUCAACGUCAAACUGGGAGGCGUGAACAACAUCCUGCUGCCACAGGGGAGGCCUCCAGUGUUCCAGCAGCCAGUCAUCUUUCUGGGGGCGGAUGUCACUCACCCCCCGCCGGGGACGGGAAGAAGCCUUCCAUCGCUGCCGUCGUGGGCAGCAUGGACGCACACCCCAAUCGCUACUGCGCCACUGUGCGGGUCCAGCAGCACCGGCAGGAGAUCAUCCAGGACCUGGCUGCCAUGGUGCGCGAGCUGCUCAUCCAGUUCUACAAGUCCACGCGCUUCAAGCCCACCCGCAUCAUCUUCUACCGCGACGGCGUCUCGGAGGGGCAGUUCCAGCAGGUUCUUCACCACGAGCUACUGGCAAUCCGCGAGGCAUGCAUUAAGCUGGAGAAGGACUACCAGCCAGGGAUCACGUUCAUCGUGGUCCAGAAGAGGCAUCACACACGGCUCUUCUGCACCGACAAGAAUGAGCGGGUUGGGAAAAGCGGAAACAUUCCAGCAGGCACCACCGUGGACACCAAAAUCACCCACCCGACCGAGUUUGACUUCUACCUGUGUAGUCAUGCCGGCAUCCAGGGAACAAGCAGGCCUUCCCACUAUCACGUGCUUUGGGAUGACAAUCGUUUCUCUUCCGAUGAGCUGCAGAUCCUCACCUACCAGCUGUGUCACACCUAUGUGCGCUGCACACGCUCCGUGUCCAUCCCGGCGCCAGCCUACUACGCUCACCUGGUGGCCUUCCGGGCCAGGUACCACCUGGUGGAUAAAGAACAUGAUAGUGCUGAAGGAAGCCAUACCUCCGGGCAGAGUAACGGACGAGACCAUCAGGCCUUGGCAAAGGCUGUCCAGGUUCAUCAGGACACACUGCGCACCAUGUACUUUGCUUGACAUGUUUUAGUGUUUACGAUUGUGUACCGAGGUGGAUUCACACGAGACCAGCUACACUCAGACCAACAAACGCCCAGCCCUAGCGUGACAGCCAGCACUGAACACGAGACGUCAGUGAUUUAGCAGAUUCUCCGUUUUCCAGAAUGCCUUCCGUCCCAGAUCUCAGACUUGGGUUUUGAGCUGCAGACCUGUAUGAGACCCCACUGUCGCAGGAAAUGUGGUUUGCCAAAAUCUAUGAGCUGCUUAUUAAAAUAGAGUCCCGUGUUUCCUAAAAAUCUCCUAAAACCAGUCUAUGAACUCAGGGCUUUAAAACAUUUUUAAUUUAUUUGGUCACUCAACUUACUUGUUUUUAACACAUGAUCCUGUAUGAAAUUGAUGGACUCAAACUAGCUGUGAACGUUCUGAGAGUGGAAGCAACACAGCACACAACGUGGUUUUAAAGCCUUGACCAUUCUGAUGUCGUCAGUAGGGCUUAUUGCAGAGUGACGCCAGUGCACUCCUGACGUGACUGGCGCCAGCCCUGCAGGACCCCAGGCGGGGCCGGGCUGAGGCGCCCGCGGUCUCUCGUUCUGCCAUUGCCUGCUUUUCCCUCAGCUCCCAGGAAGGCGCCGUGGCAGGGGAUGGGCCGCGUGUGUUCACAACAGUUACAGGUCCAGAGGGAUUGGCAGGCAAGUGCCGUUUUAAUAACAGUUUAUUUAAAAAAAGAAGAAAAAAGACAAUAUGCCGACAGUCUAAUCAUAAGAUUUGUCCUAUAGGACUGUGACAUUUAUUUUCCAAAGUUUCUAAAGAAUACGGGUCUGUGGUGAUAAAUACAGUACAAUCCUUUUUCACUGUUUUGUCUUUAAUGUAAGAGAAAAAAUAUAUAUAUCUGGUUUGCAGUAUUAAUGUGAUAGAUAGAAGCUGUUUUUCAUUUUAUCGACUACGGGGUGCUUCUUGUGAUCUGUUCAGCAUAUCAAGAGUGUUUCGGAGCCUGGAGACUGGACCACCUCUUGUGGUUCUCAGUGCUUAAGUACAGGAGUAUGCAAUUGACUAAAUGUGACCGCGGCCUGCCCCCUCAGUGCAGACUGGACCCUCGGGAGGGCCGGGUGUGCCCCCAGCAGUCACCCCCCUUCCCUCCUCCGCAUCCCGUGGGUUGCUCAGCCGAUCAAGCACAAGUGGAAAGCGUUUCUUCUUCCAUUCCUGGGAACGAGUUGGUGUGUCCCGGUGCACUUCUCUGCGCGUGGUCUGUUAGACAGGCGUCAUAGGAUCUGUGCACUGAGGCACACAGGCGGCCGGCGGUGCUGGCGCUCUGCUGGAUGCGAGGCUGGCAAUCAGCGACGGAGCCCUGCCCCCGGGAGGACGGCUGAGGGCGAAGCCAGCAGGAGAGGCAGACCCUUCUGCUAGGAUUUGCGUCCUGGGCCCUGGACGUGGGUUUGCCAAUCUAGAAACCAUUGCACUAAGAGUGACACCGUGGACAGCUCGCCGGGGGAGCAGCGGAGCGCCAUUGGUGCUCGGUGGGUUUCUCAUCCUCGUAGGCAGUUUUAUUAAGAAUCAAAUCGCAUUCAAUACAGAGAUUCGAGCAAGGAGACGAGCCUUUCCCUAGUGCUGCUUUGUGCUCUGCAGGCCACCUUGGGCCCUGCUGACGGCCCCCCUUUCUGGCCUGCCGUUGACCUCUGGCGCCCAGUGCUGUGUGUGAGGCUCCGAGGGGCGCGGGUAGAGCUGUAGUGGGUGCUCAGCCUGGACUUUGGUGGCAGCGACAAAGGGAUGACUAUGACUUGUGAAGAUAUAUACUCAGAGUAGUGUGUGCGUGUGUGUGUGUGUGUGCGCGUGCGCACAUGUGGGUGUCACAUUAAUGGCAUUAGUCUCUUCUUGCUGUAUCUUUUUAUUUUUUGUCUUUUUAAAUGACAGAAGCCUCUGCUCUAAAAAAUGUUGCAAUUCCCUGUUGUUUUAUUAGCAAGUGGCACUUUCUCCCGUUCAGAAUGAUCCCAGUGCACUCUUGGCGUAAAUUACCAGGAACAUUCAAGCUAAGGGGGGACUCUUUUCACUAAUAAACUUUUAAAAUCUGAAAUUAGGUUAAUUUUCAGCCAUUUAGGACCAUCUAGAACUGUGUGUCUCAGAGGGGUGUUUCUGCCAUUUGCAGGAGGAUCUUGGUCGUCGGCGCAGUGGUGGUGAAAAGGCAGCGCCCCUGCGGCCCUCCCUGCGCAGACGCUCCAGGCCUGGGGCUGCCUGUCAGUGGGAGCUCCGGGGCUGAGCAGCUCCAACCUGGCGGCUUCUGGAGGCCCCGGGGUGGGGGCUCCCCGGCAGUUCAGGGAGAGGUUUUCUAACCUCACACCCUGGGGUGGAUCUUGGGCUGGCUGGAAAUUAGACCAAAAUUUUUUUAAAAAUCAGUUUGAAGGAAAGUUUUCUUUCUAGUGGGCCGAAGUACUUUGAGAAAGGUACAUCUUACAGCCCUCUGCUUGUUUUGUAAAGCUUUUCCUACUUAAAAACGUUAAUAAACCAAACGUCUCCAGCAGGGUUGGCUGCACACCCUCAUACGUGUCUGAUGGUCAGAAUUCAAAUGGCUGUAAUUACAGUUUCUCAGGUAAAUAAUUGUUUUCCUAGAUUUCUACCAAUCCCCCCAUUAUUAGGAUAAAUUUUGAGACAGCAUUAAACCUCAGAGUGCAGCAGAGUAGUUCCAAGCCCUGUCCAUCUGGAAGCCAAAGGGGACCCUGCCCAUUCUGAUUGUGUUGUGCCCAGGGCGGCCUGGUGACCACGUGGCCGGCCUGAGAGGGGCCCAGGGACGUCGGCCUCUGCCUGUGUUUGGCGGGUUUCCUGAGGCCCGUGUGGGGCCUCGCCGAUUUCAGGGGCCUCCGCUUGCUGGCUUUGCCCCACCCCACUGUUAAGUAAGGUGUGCCUUGCUUUAAUUAAGCAAACUGAAUGUGAAGAUUAUGAUGUAGAAAAGCUGGAUUCAUUUAAAAGAAAAACUGGGAUUUAUCUCAUCUCUUUGUAAGAGGCCUCCCAAUUCAGUUCUUAUCCUGGGACUCUCCCUGGUGUAUUUUAAAACAUUCACUGUAAGAAAAGUUAACGUCUUCCGGUCCCUUCCGCACUGUCUGUUCCAUUGGCCAAGCUCUUGGCAAGUAGCUCGGUGAUGAGACGCCCCAGGUGGGGGGUCGCCCUGCUCCUUGUGUUCUGAUCACAAGCUCAGACUUCCUCGUUCACGUAGAUCGUGUAAAGCUGGGCAUCCCUGUACUUGCAGAAAGGGGUGGCUUUAUUUUGGUUUUGGUUUUCUGUUUUGAGAGAAACAUAUACACUUGGCUUCUGGUCGUGGUCUCACUCUCCCGUGAGUGAAUGCCUGUGAACCACGGCCCGGCCUGGCCCACCCGGAGGGGCUGUCGGUGCUGGAGUGAUCCCCACGCCGUUCGCGGGCGGCCAUGCCUGGCGCUGUCCCUGACGAUUGUGCCGCGAGUGCUCACUAGAAGAGACAGUUGAAGUUCAGUUCCUACAGCAGGGUUUUUGGGGGGUGGGUGUCGCUGGUGUGUUGUGUGUUGUUUUUAUUGUUGUAAAUGGAGAUGUCGCUAUUUAUUUUUCCUUUCUGCUCUGGUUUGAUUUAGCUGGUGUGGAUAGUCCAGUGCAUGUGGUACCUGAUGGAGAUGAUAGAAAUUACUUUCCCCAACUUUUAUAAAUUACCUGAUGUUUGUUUCCCUUCAGGUUUGCUGGAUGAUUUAUUUUUGAAAGCCGCAAAUGCGGUUUCUCGGGGUGAGUUGUUUUUCUUACACGUGCAGCAGUGUAACUUCACACUGAGCUGCAGGGUGAUUUAAAUUUUAUUUUUACAAGGCAGUUUUCCAGUCAGAUUAUAUAUUUGAUACAACGCGUUAAGGGCAGACCAGCCACGCACUGAGCAGCUGGGGCCGCAGACUGUCUCGAGGAGGCCGGGCCGGCUGCUCUCGGCCACGCCCCGUCGCGGAAGCCCUUGGCCGGCUUCCGGAGCCGUCGGCAUCGGGAUGCGUCCUGCAGCGGGACUUGGACCUGCUGGACAGUUGAAGGACUUUUCCUGGGCAUUUCCUGCACCUAAGGCAGCUCCAUUGGGAGGAGCUUUAGAAGUUGACACGAUCCAGACAGUGGACAAUCCCAGUGGCCCAGACAAGCCAUAGAAGUUUUCCCCUGUGACCUCUCUCUAACUCACCUCUCGCGCUCCCGAGAAAAGGAAUGUACAGUAAACAGAAACUUCCUCAACGUCCACGCGCCUCACUUUCAGAAUGCAACUGUUCUAUUUGUAUUUUCAGCCCUUCCCCAGAGUAACCCAGAAUGUUCUCUCCAGCUGCCGUGCCAGCAGUUUCGGCUGCUGUGACGUUUUCAGUGUAGACGUAACGCUCAUGUGACUUUGUCAUGGGGCUGUCCGUGUUACACACACAUGCUGACUCUUUUUGUAAGGAAAAAUUUCAACUCAAAAUAAUUGCACUGAUUUUUUGACAACUUCCUUUUUAUUAUGUCCGACUUUGCAUCUGCUGUACUUGUUUGAAAUGAUUGUAAAUAGACUUAGGAUAGCAGAAAUGAUGUGAAUACGCCCCAUUGCUUUGUUUUAGUGGUAUUGCCCCAUUUUUCAGUAUUAUGUGCUAGCGCUGUGUGGACUGACUUCUGCCCCCCCUCCCCCCAGCCGUGUGCCUGUGACCGCUGAUGAAGGACAAGCUGGCCUCGUUGUCUUCUCGUCCUGGAGGGGAGUUUGCAGUCUGUUGGAAGGAGAGGAUGCCCUCUCCUUGCGGUCUGAAGACUUAAUUCUAAGAGGAUUAACUCUAAACCCUUUUGCUCUGUUUAAUUCCUUGUCAUUUGCCGUGACUCCUUAAAGCGUUUGCCUCCGGCUCCAUCCAGCAUUUGACAGCUCGGAGGGGAAGCAUCUGAAGGGCCACAUUUCCCAAGAGUCAGGGCCUCCCUUCUCUUUGCUCCGCCGUCAUCUCAAAGCCAUGAGGUCACUGUUGUGUCAGAACCGUCGUUUGUGGCUUAACCCAGAGGUGCUGGGCAGGCCUGAAAUCCAGUGCUGUUCCUUUGUGCCCUGUGAUUUGCCAGACUAGAAGCGUUGCUCCAGCCCACAGCGUCUAAUUCUGUUUGUGGUCGGGCUGCUGGGACCUCUUAAACCCAAACCAGUCAUCUGAGUAUGUAUUAUAUGUCACGUCCAUGCCAUUCUCGGUGCCCUCACUUAACGCUUUUUUGGAUGUUUUGCCGUUUUAUUGUCUAAAGUGAAUGUAUUGGCUUAGCCAUAUCACUACAGAAGGUGGUUAUUAAAUACCUUUUAGUUAAAAAAAAUGCAGAUAAAGGCUACCUCUGAAUUCUCAAUAGACUCAUGCUUUUAAGCGUAGCUGUCCACCCUGCAAACAGCCAAAAUGUUGCCUGAAUAAACUGAAUUGUGAGCAUCUCUCUGUUCGGUUCUGGCUUGACCAUUUGUGUGCCAUACUGUGACCCACGGGCAGUCCCCUCCCCAAUGUGUGUCAGGACCAGACCAGGGACUCCUCUGGGCUGCCCAGCUCCGAGAGUCUAGGACUCUCAGUGCCAGCGGGACUGGAGCCGGGGGCCAUUUCUGCGCCGACCUCAGGUGUGAGGCCUUGUACGGCGAAACCUGGAAAUGACCCGCAGUCCUCCUGGCUUCUUACUUUCCUGUUUGACGUAAGAAGGCAUUUUUUUUUCUGCUUUCCUUUUGAAAGGGUUGAAGGUGGCUCCCUCCACUCUCUCCUCCAUUUUCGUGCGCUCUGUAAAAUCACGAAGGUGCUUGCACGCCGACUCCCACGCAGACAGUGCCCUUACAGUACUGCGUGGUUUCAGAUGCAGGGCAGACGUCAGUGCCCUUGACUUGGGAGCUUUGAGUUACUGUCACUCCGUACUUUAAAACGAUAAGAUUUGAAAGCAGAAUGUUCUGUUCCAAUCCAAGGCCCUUGGUUUGAAAGGAGCACAGGGUCCACGGCGGCGUCUCGAAGUAGGCGUGCCCUCUGCCUGCGUGCUGGGCAUCUGUCCUGGCGGGGGGUUGUCUCACGUGUGAUUAACCACUUUGCUGUCAGGAAUGUCCUUUGCCCGCACGCUGCUGUGGGCCGGUCAGGCUCACCCUCUGCCUCCUCCACGUCUUUCCUUAGGUUCCAUGUGUUCUCUUGUCGUCACAAGGUGAGUGUCUGCUGCAAAAUCACCUGCACUGGUUGCUUCUGAGUUCUUGAGGGGCAGGUGAGCAGCGUUGCACUUGCAGACACCUGGGUGUGCCCUGGCAGCUUUGCUCCCCUCCAGAUGCUCAGCCAACCUUGACUUUGUCCCAGCGAGGUUCCAGUUGCACCGUACAUGGAAGUCAUUGCCUUUAACGCUGUUGUUUUCAUGCUGCGUGGAGUGGUUUAGUCCCAAAAGUGCUUAGUGUCCUUUGCAGUUUUUCUAAAAAUGUGUCGUUCUGCGGUCACGCUGUUGUGCAGAUGCAGGCGCCCCCAGCAUCUGCUGACUGCUCCCAGGGCUACUGGGGUCUCUGAAGCAGUUCGUUUCCAGCCAGAAUCCCAUACAGGGUUUUCCGGGGGGCGCUGCACGUGGCCACCUCCUCUCCAGCAAUGUGAACCGCUGAGCUCAGGUCUGCCCGUCAGCCUGUUGUAUGCACGAGGUGGGCCUCCGCCACUGUCUUUGUGUUCCUGCAAGAUCAUUAAAGGUGAGGAAACUGAAGGUUACUGGUGCUUUUGUGAACACUUCGCUGUCUUACUGGUCGAUGUGAGAAACUGAGGUGUGGUAGGUCUUUCAGUGCCCUUGGUGGGCGGCAGGGGGGCUGACGGGCCCUGACGCCUUCUUCAGGCAGUUCGAAGAGGCUGAAUUUUCUCCUAUGUACAAACUCCUUGGAUUUCAGUAGUUCAGAGUUAAAGCUGGCACACCAAAUACUGGCUUUUCUCCCCUCCCCUCCCCUCCCCAUCUCCAGGAGCUCCUUGUGGAGGCCAGUCCCAUCAGUACUGUCGGCACCUGCAUCCCGAGUUGAUCGCAGUUGCGCCCCACACCACGAGUCCGGGCUGCGUGGCACCGCCUGGCAGAGCUCGAUGCUAGUGAGGGGCCCGAGGCUCCUUUGAUCUCUGGCUAUGGUAGGGACAAUCCCCAGGGUGGGACUGCUGGCCCUCUGACCUAAGAAACAGUUGGCGCCCAGGCCUCCUCCGGUCCCCGUCGGUGCCGGACUGAGUGUGCCCAGAGACCCAAGCUCAGCCUCUGUGCCUUCCAGUCGGGUCCUGGGGGUCCUUCAGCAUCACGAUGGGGCUGCGUUUUUACUGGGAAGGAAGCCUGUUCUGUUCCACAGUCAGUCCCUGACACCCCCCGCCUUUGAAGCUGCUUCUGCUCCUUGGCUCCCAGCAUUGUAAACUGUGAGGCCAGCACGUUAUCUCUGGCUGGAAGGCUCUGGGUCUCAGCUGCCUAACUCCCCUGGCCCGGAGCUGCUGGGGCUUCAGGAAGGCAGGGCAGGGCCCACCUCUCGGUCAGACCACGAACCUUGUGCUCAUGAUCACCUGGCGUGAGUAUUUAGUGGCACUAGAUUUUUUAAGAGAUGAAUUGGAAUUGGAAUCAUGUCUUUAUAGAAUGCAUGUGAAGUCCUAGAUGAAGGUGCUAUUUCAGCCCUCCGUCUGUCAUGGCGGAGUGCUUCUCCUCACUGUGGCUGUUUUGUGAUGUGCGGGGAAACUGCUCCCUUGGGCAUGGUGUCACCUAGAGCCAGUUCCAAGGUGUCUAAAGCGCAGCUUUUAGCUCUGACUUUUUCAAAACAGGAACCAAGCAGUUUUCUUGGCUGAUGAUCUGAUUAAACCCUCCUUCCCUCUCAGUGGAUGAUCUUACUGGUUUUAAGUGGGGAAAAUAACCCAACAUUAUUUACUUUAAAGUGUAUAGAAAAGCCUUGUUGGUGGCUGCUCCAGGCACCGCCCUCUCCCCAGCCCUCCAUUCCGACGGGGCUGCACAGAGACACUGGCCACAGGCAGGCUGGAGAGUAACGAUUUUGGUCCUUCCUUCAAAGCCAAAUGUACACAGGACUGAGAUCCUGGAUGUCUGUAGUUUAGCACUAAACUGAAAUCUGACUCCUGAGUUUGAUAGUGGAUUUUAAAUGUAGUUGUUGAAGGUAUAAAUUCAUGUUUUGUAACUGUAGAGGCAAGUGAGUUUUUACUUUUUAAAAAGUUUUAAGGGAAUAAUUGUAAGUUUCUGUGCAGCAAAGUGGCUAAUUACUCAUUAAAUACAAGAAAAGAAUGUAGUGUCUAAAUCCAGAUUUUUCUUACCUCUGGUACACUUCAGAUUGCUUACCUAAUAUGUAUUGAGGGGUUUCAACCCUGAGUUUUAUCAACUUUUCUAGUUUUAUUUUAU